CGGAGCCGCUGCCGCGCUGCCGGCGUCCCGCAACUUCCCCCGGAGCCCAGCGGAGCGCAGCAUGCGGGGCAGGGGCUGGAGGCGGCGGCGGGGCCGGCAUCGCGCCCCCCGGACAUGAAGCGGCCAUCGCAAGCUCCAGCAAGGAGUGCAAAGCUAACUGCACCAAGUGAUCUGUGGCAAGGAGCACUGGGAGACAGCUAAAAGACAGUGACAAUGUCUUUAAACUGGCAGACACUUCCUACUCGACCUACUGGAGUUUUCAAAGUGAACUGCAAAGGACUUGCAUGCCUCUUGGUCUUCACCGUGAGUGUUUGUGGCAGUGCCCCGGGGAUGUGUCCAGCAGCCUGCAUCUGUGCCAGUGAUAUUGUAAGCUGCACUAAUAAGAACCUCACUCGAGUGCCAGGAAAUCUUUAUAAAUGUAUGAAAAGGCUGGAUCUGAGUUAUAACAGAAUUGGGAUUUUGGAGCCUGAAUGGGUCCCAGUGCUGUCUGAGAAACUGAACGCUUUAAUAGUCAAUCAUAAUAGCAUUAGCAGCAUUAGCACUGGAAGCUUUUCCACAAUUCCGAAUCUGAAGUAUCUAGACUUGUCAUCCAACAGCCUGAAAACACUGGGCAGCCCUGUGUUCCAGGAGCUAAAGGAGCUGGAGGUUCUCCUGCUGUACAACAAUCAAAUAGCACAGAUCGAGUCUCUAGCCUUUGGAGGAUUGUACAAAUUACAGAAACUGUACCUAAGCUACAACUUGGUCUCGCAUUUCCCACUGGACUUAUAUGUUGGAAAACAUAAACUGACAGACCUUGUGUUGCUGGACAUUUCCUUUAAUCACAUCCAGACGAUGCCUGUUCAGCGCCUGAGUUCAGUGCCAGCCAAACAACUUAGUGGAAUUUAUCUUCAUGGCAACCCAUUCUAUUGUGACUGUGUCCUGUACUCCAUGCUAGUCUUCUGGUAUCAAAGGCAUUUCAGCUCAGUGGUGGACUUCAGAAAUGAGUACAGCUGUUUGUUGCAGUCAGACCCAAGAGGUCAUAAUGAACUGCCUUUCCUGCACGACAACGUUAUGAAUUGCUCUGAAAGUACCGUCAACAGCUCUUUCCAAGCCUUUGGGUUUAUUCAUGAUGCCCAGGUUGGUGACAGGCUGAUUGUACACUGUGACAGCAGAAUCAGCGAUAUGGGCACACAGUUUGUUUGGGUUAGUCCAGACAAUAGAUUGCUGGAGCCAGACAGGGACACCGAUAACUUCAAGGUGUUUCCUAAUGGCAGUCUGGAGAUAACAGAUGCCCAGCUAGAAAACUCAGGGCUGUAUUCCUGCAUUGCAAUAAAUAAGAAAAGACUAUUAAAUGAAACCAUAGAGGUCAGAAUAAAUGUUAGCAAUUUCACAGUGAACAGGUCCCACGCUCAUGAAGCAUUUAAUACAGCUUUUACCACCCUUGCUGCCUGUGUGGCCAGUAUUAUUUUAGUGCUGCUGUAUCUCUAUCUGACCCCCUGCCCGUGUCAAUGUAAGGCAAAAAAGAAGAAGAGGAAGCUGAACCAAAGCAGUGCCCACCCAUCCAUACUGAAUUCCACACUGCCGCAAGAGCUGCCAGCCGACGAGAAGAAGGCUAGCACUGGAAAACGGGUGGUUUUCCUGGAACCUGUGCACGAACCAAAACAGAGUCAGAAUGGGAAAGUAAAACUGUUCCCCAAUGACAGUGUCAUUACAGAGAGUAUCUUAAAAACUACUCGAACAAAAUCCGACUCUGACUCUGUCAACUCUGUGUUCUCAGAUACACCUUUCAUGCCGCCAGCUUAGUUUGCUGCCUGUGUUUGUAUCGUGCAGUUCCAUUUCUGAAUACCUCCUUUGCCUGUAGCAAACCAUCAGGACAAACAAAUAAAAAGAGAUAAAAUGUUUUAAAAAAAGGUAUGUUUUGUCAGUCCUUGAACUGCGCCUCCUCUCUGUACGGGCCAUGCAACGGUGAUAGCUCGUUCGGGAAAAGCAAACAGCUUGUCAUUAUUGUGAAUGUUUUUAAUGCAAGCUGAGCCUCGGUUUUACUCUCUGGUCCACACACAGCAAUUUCUUGUGCAUGUUUAGAGACACUCUCAGUGCACACAGCUGACUCUGACCCCUAUGCAACACCCAGUCAUGCUGA
Molecule: messenger RNA, 2119 nt
Organism: Pyrgilauda ruficollis (rufous-necked snowfinch)
Lineage: Eukaryota; Metazoa; Chordata; Aves; Passeriformes; Passeridae
Gene: AMIGO2
Product: adhesion molecule with Ig like domain 2
Exons: 2
Coding region: 214-1782 (522 amino acids)
Cellular component (GO): plasma membrane
Molecular function (GO): protein binding
Source: RefSeq, a predicted model, not a curated record